Messenger RNA from Colletotrichum truncatum, 462 nucleotides. RefSeq names its product BZIP-type transcription factor. The record is from RefSeq and is a predicted model, not a curated record. NCBI's taxonomy places the organism in Eukaryota, Fungi, Ascomycota, Sordariomycetes, Glomerellales, Glomerellaceae. Gene Ontology annotation, molecular function: transcription cis-regulatory region binding; DNA-binding transcription activator activity, RNA polymerase II-specific. Gene Ontology annotation, cellular component: RNA polymerase II transcription regulator complex.
AUGUACAGUCUCGAGAAACCCUGCAUGAACCACAUGCCCUGGCUACUAGAAAGAGCAAGCGAGACAGGCGGCGAACCCUGCGGCCACGCGCUGAUGGCAUCGUGCCCUCCUGCGCCCUUCCCCGAGCUGACGCCCGACAUUCCAUUCGGAUACAGCAACGUCAACGGAGACUUGGACUCCCAGCAGAGGACGUGGGAAGUGAGCAAGGGCAGUCUCUCAGCUCUGCUGGACCUCAGCAAAAAGCUCAAUCUCGACGGAGAAGUCACACCCGUCAUGGCAUGGGGCAUGGUUCUUGGCCACCCCAGGGUCAACGAGCUUCGAGCCGAGGACUUCCAGAAGCUCACCGACGAGCUCAAGGACAAGGUCCGAUGCUACGGAUUCGGCGCUGUUAUGGAGGAGUUCGAGGUCAGGGAUGCCCUGGAGAACGUUUUCUACGCCCGACCUGAGAUGAUGGUCUACUAA